Fraxinus pennsylvanica is the source of this 1236-nucleotide messenger RNA. The record is from the annotation of a GenBank genome assembly. NCBI's taxonomy places the organism in Eukaryota, Viridiplantae, Streptophyta, Magnoliopsida, Lamiales, Oleaceae.
AUGAAGAUUUGCGACUCGUUACAAGGGUUGAAGCCAACGUUACUGAUGUUGGUGGUGCAAAUAAUAUUUGCUGGAGUCAAUAUUGUUUAUAAACUGGCUGCCAACGAUGGAAUGAAGUUGUCCAUUUUGGUGGGCUAUAGAUUCAUGUUUGGCGCUGCUUUUAUGGUUCCGGUUGCACUCUUGGUUGAAAGGAAGAAGAGGCCUAAGUUAACAUGGAUGGUAGUCUUCCAAGCAUUUCUUUGUGGCUUAUUCGGAGGAUCACUCGGCCAAAAUCUUUACUUGAAAGGUAUGGCAUUGACUUCUGCAACUUUUGCUUCGGCCUUGACCAAUCUUAUUCCCGCCAUUACAUUUGUUAUAGCCAUAAUCUUGAGGCUUGAGAAAUUGGGAUUGAAUACACUAGCUGGUAUGGCAAAGGUGAUUGGAACCCUAACCGGAAUAGGUGGAGCGAUGGUCCUUACAUUUUACAAAGGUCUAGAUAUAAACAUUUGGAACACAAACAUAAACCUGCUCGAAACAACUUCCAAACAUCAUGCGAUGAGUCCUAUACAAAGUUACCACGGUGGGACUGAAAUUAUAUAUGGUGCACUUCUAUCCUUGGCCAGUUGUGUUUGUUAUUCUCUCUGGUUGAUUAUUCAGGCUAAGGCAGCCCAGCGGUAUCCAUGCCCUUACUCUUUUACUGCAAUGAUGACCUUUUGGGCUUCGAUUCAAGGUACUGGAUUUGCAUUGUGUAUAGAGAGAGAUUGGAGCCAGUGGAAGUUAGGAUUGGACAUUAGACUCCUCACAGUAGUUGUUGCGGGCAUAUUAGGUUCGGGAGUAAUGUUCACAUUAAUUGCGUGGUGUGUGCGCGUAAGAGGUCCACUCUUUGUAUCAGUAUUCAACCCCUUGAUGCUUCUCCUGGUGGCUAUUGCUGGAGCUUUAUUUUUGAAAGAGAAACUACACUUGGGAACGGUAAUUGGAGCUGCAUUGAUUGUAAUUGGACUGUACUGUGUACUAUGGGGAAAAGGCAAGGAAAUCAAGAAGGUGGUACAGUUGGUGCCUGAAAACGACGUCCAAUCUGGACAAGUCGAGAUUGAAAUCCCAUCUUCACAGCGAGAUAACCAUAGUCGUGGCCGAAAUGAGGCUGCAGAGGACAAAGAAGAAGAGAAAAGGGAUUCUCGAGGUAGUUCUCGAGUUUUAGGAGGUCUUUACGGUUGGAAAGAACCAAGUGUGAAUGAAGAAAUAGUCUUCAUGUAUUAA